GGCUUAGCCUUCCAGAUUACAUCUUGUGUUUUACCCAGCCAAGUUUGUAUUUUAUCAUUUUUACAUAUGAAAUGUCCCCAACUACGCUUGCCCUCAAGAGACUGAAUUGCACACUCAGAGGAAGUAUCUUUUCCAAAUGGGCUGACGAAUGGCAUUGUUUAAUGGCUGGUCAUGUAGAAAUUCUCUAGAAUGCUCCCUUGUUCUACAGAAGCAGGGAGAGAAUGAGAUGUUAGGUGUACCGUUUGUCACUGGUAUACAGAAUUUUUUUUAACAUAAUCUGACUAGAAAUCCUUACAUAAUUUUAAUAGUUGCCCUUCUUAAUGUGAAGGCCCCGGGAACUGGGCAAGUGCAAUUCAGUGGGACUCAGGAUUGUGCUGGAAGGUCCCCCGUUCGCUAAAACAUGAUUUGUAGAUUAAGCUUCAGGACCCUCCUGCGUUUAAAAGUUACCCUUUGUUUUCCAUUACCUGGGGAUCAAGUUCAUAUUUCUUCGCACACCAAGUGUUUGACUCUUGUUCAGCUCUUACAGCUCGUCUCACUUCUAUCAUUUUGUUCCAGCCACAUGAAAUGAGUGGGUGACUAAGCUCCCCCCUUUUCCUCCUUGGGUACAAGUAGUAGCUUUUCCACUCACUUCGGCCAACUCUGCUGUGUCCGCGUUGGUUUAUUCUUGGUGUGAUUCUUCGGUUUCUCGGGGUCGGUGCAUAGUUGUGGUUCUGCUCACUUAGUGGCUGGAUUUCCCCACCAAGAGGUUUGGUUUCGGUUUAGCUCUGUACUGUCUUGCUUCCCUACAAUUUCUAUAGAAAUUACUUACAUGUGGGAGUGCGAGGGAACCAGGGGUGAGUACAGCAUUUACGCAGCCGGGGAUAAACGGGAUUGCAGAACAGAUCCCGCCCGUUAGGUGUCGGCAAAGAGCGGCCGCGGAGGCCCAACCGGCCAGUUGGAAGGCCACGCUGUGCCUUGGGGCUGGGGCGUUCAGCACCCCAAAUUCUUUGAGGUGAGUUACUGCUGGGAGGUGUUGCCGGCUGUAUGACUGGGUUAAAAAGGAAGCUGGAGAGCUGUGACCCGGGUAAAGGCGGGCUGGUGCCUGCGCUCCGGGGUGGAGGAAAGGAGGGAGAGGUGCUGUAUGAAGUGGAUCGCCUUUCUCUUGCAAACGAGGACAGACCGUAGCGCUGUUGCUUGAUUUAACCAUCUCCCGCUCUGCCCCAGGAAGCUAGUUAGUGACCGUGAGCGAACGUGCGUGGAGAGGCACCGUGUCCUCUCGGCCUUUGCACGUAGUGCUCACGUGAAGUGCUGGGGCCUCCGCGGCUCAGAGCCUCACGCCCGGCCUCCGUGCGCGUCUGGGCCGGGACCGCGAACUCGGCGCGAAUGCCCCGGGCUGGCUCCCGGGCGCAGAGCCGGCGGUGUGGGAGCCGCACCCGCCCGCGCGGGCCAUCCUCACCCCCCGGGGCCGUCAGCCGGUGCUCCGUGGGCCGGUGCGAAGGCCUCAGCUCCGACGCACAGCUGGGGCGCGCUCGGCAGUCGACGCGAGCGGAGGAGCUGGAUUUCCGGGCCGCGGCCCCCUGGCCAGCCCGCCGGCUGAGCGCGGACGCGAGCGGGCGGCGGGGCGGGGCGAGGGCGGCGGGGGCGGGGGCGCGGAGAGGUCCCGGAGCGCUUCUCUGCGACCGGCUCUUCCCCUGCGGGCGCCGGGAGCCGCCUUUUCCGCUGGGUGUCACCCGGCGCGGGGGCGGGCCAGUUCAAAAGCGCCGCGAGGGGGUCCGGCCCGCGCCCUUCAGCGAGCGCUCGGCGGAGCGCGGCCGUCGCGGCUCCGGGACCUUGCAGUGCGUCGGGACGCGGCCGCCCUCCUACCGGGACCCCAAGCCGCCGCCGCCCCGCUUCCUGCACGCUAGCCGCCUCUGCGCACUCCGGGCGGGCGGCCGCGGGGAGGACGGCGCGCGGCUGUUGCUGCCCCGGGCCCGCGCGGCGGCCGGCAGGAUGCUGGAGAGCGGCGGCUGCAGGGCGCUGAAGGAGGGCGUGCUGGAGAAGCGCAGCGACGGGCUGCUGCAGCUCUGGAAGAAGAAGUGCUGCAUCCUCACCGAGGAGGGGCUGCUGCUCAUCCCGCCCAAGCAGCUGCCGCCCCAGGGGCCGCAGCCCGCGCCGGGGCCGGCCGAGGCGCCCCAGCCCGGAGGCCCCGCCGUGGCCAGCCUCGAGCCGCCGGUCAAGCUCAAGGAGCUGCACUUUUCCAACAUGAAGACCGUGGACUGCGUGGAGCGCAAGGGCAAGUACAUGUAUUUCACUGUGGUGAUGGCCGAGGGCAAGGAGAUCGACUUUCGGUGCCCGCAGGACCAGGGCUGGAACGCCGAGAUCACGCUGCAGAUGGUGCAGUACAAGAACCGUCAGGCCAUCCUGGCCGUCAAGUCUACGCGGCAGAAACAGCAGCAUCUGGUCCAGCCGCAGCCCCCGCCACAGCCGCAGCCGCUCCGCCGGCCGCCGCACCCGCAGCCCCCCGGCCUCCGGCCGCUGCGGAGCACCUCCGACUCCGCCUGAAAGGGCAGCGCUGGCGGGCGAGGUUUUGAGGACUUGAGCAAGAGGGACGAGCACCUUUCUAUUGUCUUCACUUGGGUUGGAAACAGCAGUCUCCCCGCCCGCGCAACAUCCAGUAGUUUGGACAUUACCAGACUGAGAACUUUAUAGAGUCCUCUUAGUUUUCUGCAUACUCGUCAUCACCACGCAGGAAACGUUUCAGUCCAGAAGGCUUUUAUUUAUGAACCUUUGAAAGGAUCUUCCAGUAUGGUGGACCUUCUAGGAGCAAUGAUGUACUGUAAUUUUAUUUUAAUGUAUUUUGAUUUAUGAUUAUUUAUUAGUUUUUAAAAAAUGCUUGUUUUAAGACAUUUCUGAAUGUAGGCCAUUUUCCAAAAACCCUUAUUUUCAAAAACCUAUUCCCUAGUAAGUUCUAAUCUUGGAAAAGAGAAAAAGGCAAGGGGCGGUGGAAGAGAAAGCAUAAAGAAUUCAUUUGUUAUUUCUAGGGCAUUUUCAGAAGGUCUGAUAGUUUCAUUCUUGUGCCAGGUGGUUGAAAUUAAACUCUGUGAUAUUACAGUUUUCCUUUUUAAGACUUUUUUUAUUUAGACAUGUUUUAUAUAGAAUAGAAGUUUAAAGAAGCUGGGUGUUCAAAAUCGUGUAUAUGAGAAUCUAAUUGCUUUUCUAAAAGGAACUCAAUUGUAAUGAUAUCUAAGUCAAUACGCUUAAAACAUAGCCUAUCUAUGGCAGGGCACCCGAUCUUGAAUACUGGUAGGGCUGCGUCUCCUGUAGGAAAAGCCUUGCUUGUAUCAUCUGCGUGUGAAGAGUUUAAUAAGGAGAUCUCUAUGAUUUCUGAGUAUGAAUGAAUUAGGUGUUUCGUUUCAAAAACCAUAGUGGGGGGAAAAGAGAAUUACUCAACUUGUUUGCGAGAACAUUUGUAUUCUUAUCCACACUAGAGGUUACCCCUUUUCCAAGAGCUUUGCCGACUUCAUCUGAAUCACAUUUUCUGACCCUUUUACUUUGUUCUAGAAGCAUACGCUAGAUAAGUACAGUCUGUCAAUAUUUCAAAUGAUUGGUAGUCAUAACUUUUUUUUCAUACUGAAAAUAAUGAUUGGGGAAACCAUUUUGCUUCUUAUUGCUCUAGGAGAAAUUUGAGGGUUAUCUGUUUUGUCAUGUUAGCUAAACUCAAAAACUGAAAAGGAAGGACUGGGUAAACACUGGAUUUUCAGUAAGAAAACAACCCCAGUCUUGUUUCAGCAGCCACUUGUUUAGGAGCCUGGGUGUGAGAGGAGGGGAUGUGCUUUUAAAGGUAGAACAAACCUCUUCUGUUAAAUCGAUAGGAUGGGUAAAGCCACAGGGCAGAUGCUACUUCAGUUUAAAAAGAGCCAUAGAUGGUACCAAGUUCUCCUGGGGCAGAGCUUCCUGUCUGCAUGGCUUUUCUGAGGGGACUUUGUUUUCUAUUACCUUUUCCACAAGGUCAUGACCAGUAUUUUUCUAGCAUCUCAAUUGGAAUGGUUAGUAUUAGGCCACUGCUAAGUUACAUAGUCAAGAAAUGAAAACAGUUUUAUGCUAGAGAUGUCUUACUCUCCCUCCAUCUAGAAAGGAGUUUCAAGGUCAAAUUACUUUUUAGUGCAAUACUUAAAUGAUGAAAUUUUGAGAUCAUAACUCUAAUCCAAAAAGAUGUGGGGAAACAAAUUCAAGCAAAUGAUAAGCAAAACUUAAGUAGGUUCCCACUUCCAAUGGCUAAGUUGUGGUGAAAAUAACAGCUGCAGAGAUGUGAAGCCUCACACGUACGUGUGAUGGGCAGUUCAGAGAGCAGAUUUGAAGAGUCAGGUUCGCUUGGCUUCUUCAGAGCUACUGCUGUACUUUUUACAUAAUGCCCCGUCAUACUGCGAUUUUAGUAUGUGCAUCAUAUAACCCCACUUAAACCAUAGUUCUGUCCUGAUGGAGGGAUUUUUCUUUAAAAUUCUUGUGCUAUUAAAAAGGUAAAAUCCAUACCAACUACUUUUAAAUUUUAGAUUUUUGUAGGCUUUUAAAAGGCAUUUAUGUGUUGUUAGCUGACAUGUAGUAGGCUAGGUAGCACCAUGGCAAACCUGCCCAGGCUCUCUCGUGGCCGCUAGCGCUGCUGUCCACAAACCCCUCCCUUCAGCAUGGCUGUGGCUCUCCAUGGGGCCACCAGCAUCAGGGUUCUCUGUCUUGUCUUUCCAUAGCCCCUCUUCCUUGGUCUACUGUGACAUUUCUAUGGAGCUGACCCUCUUUAGUGGCUCUUUAGCCUGAACCCUUCUUAACAUUAAACUGUGCAACCUUAGGAAUUAGAAAGGAGAGGAGUAGGAUGGCUUUUGUUGUUUGACUUCCUGAAACUGUUAUGGCUUAAUAAUGUUUCUAGCACAAAAACAAGCAUGUUUAACAAAACCAAAUAUAAAUGUGAAUCACUUAACUUGUCAGUGACUCUCUUCUACCUGUGGGGACUUUAUACAGACCACUUAAGAUAUUAUGAGACCUGACAACUAACCUUCAUGGAAAAAAGAUAAUAUACUUCUUCAAUCCAAGGAAAAGAAGAAGGGAAGGGCAGGUCCAAUAGAAAACCCACCCCUUAAACAUGUGACAAGUUGGAGAAUUAAAGGGAAUGUCCCAUUCGCCCUUGGACUUGUGCUGGCACCACGCAUCGUGCACAGUGAGCUCAGUAACUCUGUUGGGACAAUGAAUGAAAGGAGGACAAAAUGUGUGACUCCGGCAUGCAGGCGGUGGUUUCUCUUGCCUCACACAGCCCUCCCUCACUGGCUCCCACUUGGUCCCUGAGGACUUCGGCUGGGACAGGCCAGCACUGCGGAGCCCUCAGCACCCACACUUUCUCAGCACCAUCCACAGCUCUGCCGAAGCCCUCCAGGGAAUGCUGAGGUCAGAGAGUAAUGGCUAUAAAGGGAGGGCCCUUUCAAGUGAACAUUUCCCUCCUAGAGGAAACGGGUUCUUGCAUGUAGAAAUCAAACCAACUGUGAUGUCCCUUCUCAUGUUUUUCCCAGCCGCAGUGAAAACCCCACCAUGUUGCUUUGGGGAGUAGCCUUCACACUGCCUGACAGCAAACCCUGUUAGGAACCUGACUGAAGUUGAAACGCCUGUUUUAACUCUUCUGCUCUCAAAGACCAAACCUCCGUUUCUCUUAAACACCCCUCAUUUAAAAUUGGGCACCAUUCACAUCUGUUGCCAGCGUGUGAGUACAAACACAUCACUUGUUUCCUGUCCCCCUGGGAAAGUGACGUGGUUUUCGCUUGGCUCCAGCCAUUGACAGUGUCAUGUUCAGGGGCAGGACUAGAGAGAGCCAGGAUGUAAGACUGGAGUGACACAGGAGCAGCCCCAUACCGUGUGAAGCGCUGCAGGAUGAGGGUGGGCUGCUGAGUGUUUGGUCCUUUCUUUUUUUUUAAAAAUGUCAAAUGAAUUGGUUUUCAUUUUUCUGAUAAAAUGCCCUUAGCAGAAUAAAAUUUACGUUUGGGAACUGUAGAGCUUGGUAAUGAAUCCAUCUUUGGUAGUGAUUCUUUGAAGGGAAAUCUACCUUUUUACCAAAAGCUACUUCAGAUGUGUUAAUUGUGGCAUUGUGCUGUAUAUAGAUUUUUAAGAACUGUUUUCUGAAUUCUUGACACAGUUUGAAGGGUGACUUUUUGAUCUGUAGUAUUGAACAGUCAAUCUAGGUUUAUAUAAGAUGGGGUAUGACAAGGUGAUCUGUGACUUUGUUAGCAGGACAUUUGCCCAGUGGAGUAUAAGAUCCAACAGGGUUUUCCAGAAAGGGCAUCCGUGUCCAAUGAAGGGGGCAGAAGGACUCUGGGUCACUAGAGGCAUCUGCAUAAGGAUGACCCCUCCCUGUAUUUCAAUGAUAGGUGGCCCUUGUAGAUCACUGUAUUAAUGUUGAGAAGAAAGGUAAAACUUACCUGUUUCAUUCCACUGUCAGCCUUCUGUUUAAACUUUCAGAAUAUGCAGAUGCCAGCCUCUGAAGAGCAAGCCUCACCAUGUACCAAAUGCUUUACAAACUGUCACAUUUCUUGCAUUUAAUAGUGUGGUCAUAAAUUGUGUAAAUACGUCUCAAAUGAUUUUGGAGAGAUGUGAAUUAUUUUUCAUAUUUUCAAAAUGCAUUCCACUUCAAAUAAAGCAUCUAUUGAGAUGACCAACCUGUG
Messenger RNA from Manis pentadactyla (Chinese pangolin), 6653 nucleotides. It is a transcript of the gene PHLDA1, whose product is annotated as pleckstrin homology like domain family A member 1. Gene Ontology annotation, molecular function: phosphatidylinositol phosphate binding. Gene Ontology annotation, cellular component: nucleus. Lineage: Eukaryota; Metazoa; Chordata; Mammalia; Pholidota; Manidae. Gene Ontology annotation, biological process: positive regulation of apoptotic process. The record is from RefSeq and is a predicted model, not a curated record.